Molecule: messenger RNA, 5326 nt
Organism: Camarhynchus parvulus
Lineage: Eukaryota; Metazoa; Chordata; Aves; Passeriformes; Thraupidae
Gene: ADGRB2
Product: adhesion G protein-coupled receptor B2
Exons: 32
Coding region: 258-4916 (1552 amino acids)
Biological process (GO): cell surface receptor signaling pathway; G protein-coupled receptor signaling pathway; negative regulation of angiogenesis
Cellular component (GO): plasma membrane
Molecular function (GO): G protein-coupled receptor activity
Source: RefSeq, a predicted model, not a curated record
UCGGCCCCCUCGCAGAUCAGCGAAAUAUUUUCACUGCAGCAGCGGCAGCAGCGGCAGCAGCGGCGGCGGCUCGGGCGCUGCAGGGAGCGGAGCUGGUGCCGAGUGAGCUCCGGCAGCUCCGGUUCAGCCCCAGCCGUGGCUCUGCGCGGUGCCGAGCUCCCGGCAGCGGCAACCAAGAGGUUUUGGGGCCGGGAGGAAGCUCCUCAUAUCCCAGAACAGCUGGAUCAUGCGUGCCUGGAGAGGGCAAAUGCCAUAGGAUGACCGCUGCUGGUCCCCUCUUACUGGCUGUGAUUUCGUCUGUCCUGUGGCUCACGCGGGGCUUCGACCCGGCUCCCAGCGCCUGCUCCGCCCUGGCCUCUGGUGUCCUCUACGGCUCCUUCUCCCUCAAGGACCUGUUCCCCACCAUCUCCUCCGGCUGCUCCUGGACCCUGGAGAACCCCGACCCCACCAAGUACUCGCUCUACCUCCGCUUCAACCGGGAGGAGCAGGUCUGCACCCACUUCUCGCCCAUGGUGCUGCCGCUCGACCACUACCUGGCCAACUACACCUGCGACCCCCGGGGCGAGGCCAGCCCUGUGCCCACCGCCCAGCACCCAGAGCAGCAGCAGGAGGAGGAGGAGGACGAGGAAGCCGAGCUGGAGCUGUGCGAGGGCACAGGACCGUUCACUUUCCUGCACUUUGACAAGAACUUCGUGCAGCUGUGCCUGGCAGCCGAGCCCGAGGCGGCCCCGCGGCUGCUGGAGCCGCAGGCGCUGGAAUUCCGCUUCGUGGAGGUGCUGCUCAUCAACAACAACAACUCCAGCCAGUUCACCUGCAGCGUGCUGUGCCGCUGGCUCGAGGAGUGCCUGCAGGCCCCCGGUGCCCGCCGCUGCGGCUUCACCCACGCCGGCUGCAGCUGCCAGGCCGAGAGCCCCCCGGCGCCACGGCGCAACGGCACCCGGCCCCCGGCGCCCCCCGUGCCCACCCCGGCACCUGCCGAGCCCGACUGCUGCCCCACCGAGCUGCAUCCUGCCAAUGCCAACGAGCUCGAGCUGCCCGAGGUGCCACAUGGCAAUGCGGUCGAGGAGAACCAGAAGGUGAAGACCCAGUGGCCACGGUCAGCGGAUGAACCCGGGGUCUACAUGGCCCAGACAGGGGACCCCGCGGCGGAGGAGUGGUCGCAGUGGAGCGUGUGCUCGCUGACGUGCGGCCAGGGCUCCCAGGUGCGGACGCGCUCCUGCGUCUCCUCUCCCUACGGGACGCUGUGCAGCGGGUUGCUCCGGGAGACCCGCACCUGCAACAACACCGCCACCUGCCCAGCUGCUGGCGCGUGGGAGCCGUGGUCCCCGUGGAGCCUGUGCUCGGUGACCUGCGGGCGAGGCGCCAGGACCAGGACGCGGCGCUGCGCGGCCCCGCGGCGCCCAGGGAAGGCCUGCGAGGGCCCCCAGCUGCAGGCCAAGCCCUGCAAUAUCCAGACCUGCCCUGUGGAAGGGCAGUGGCUGCCGUGGGGCGCCUGGAGCCGCUGCUCCGUCACCUGUGCCAACGGCACCCAGCAGCGGACGCGCAGGUGCAGCGUCUCGGCCCCCCAGGGCUGGGCCGAGUGCCGGGGGGCCCACGCCGACGCCCGGGAGUGCUCCAACCCCACCUGUCCCACAGACAGCAAGUGGGGCCCUUGGAACCACUGGAGCCUCUGCUCCAAGACCUGCGACACCGGCUGGCAGCGGCGCUUCCGCAUGUGCGAGGGCUCGGGCAUGCAGGGCUACCCCUGCGAGGGCACCGGCGAGGAGGUGAAGACCUGCAACGAGAAGAAAUGCCCAGCCUACCACGAGAUGUGCAAGGACGAGUACGUGAUGCUGAUGACCUGGAAGAAGACGGCUGCAGGGGAGAUCAUCUACAACAAAUGUCCCCCCAACGCCACAGGGACUGCCAGCCGCCGGUGCCUGCUGAGCCCUCAUGGGGUCGCCUAUUGGGGCGUGCCCAGCUUCGCCCGCUGCGUGUCCCACGAGUACAGAUACUUGCAUCUCUCACUGCGGGAGCACCUGGCCAAGGGCCAGCGGGUGCUGGCAGGGGAGGGCAUGUCCCAGGUGGUGCGGAGCCUGCUGGAGCUCAUGGCCCGCAAGAGCUACUACAGCGGGGACCUGCUCUUCUCCGUGGACAUCCUGCGCAACGUCACCGACACCUUCAAGAGGGCCACCUACAUCCCGUCCUCCGAGGACGUGCAGCGCUUCUUCCAGGUGGUGAGCUACAUGGUGGACGCUGAGAAUCGUGAGAAGUGGGAGGAUGCCCAGCAGGUCUCUCCCGGCUCCGUGCACCUGAUGAAGGUGGUGGAAGACUUCAUCCACCUGGUGGGGAACGCGCUGAAGGCUUUCCAGAGCUCCCUCAUUGUCACUGACAACCUGGUGACCAGCAUCCAGCGGGAGCCCGUGUCCGCCGUGUCCAGCGACAUCAACUUCCCCAUGCGGGGCCGGCGGGGCAUGAAGGACUGGGCCCGCAGCUCCGAGGACAAGCUCUUCAUCCCCAGGGAGGUGCUGAGCCUCGCCUCGGCAGAAGCCGAGGAAUCGUCACACUUUGUCAUCGGGGCGGUGCUGUACCGCACGCUGGGGCUCAUCCUGCCCCCGCCCAGGAGCCCCCUGGCCGUCACCUCCAAGGUGCUGACGGUGACGGUGCGCCCGCCCACCCGGCCCGCGGAGCCGCUCGUGCUGGUGGAGCUGUCCCACAUCAUCAACGGCACGUCCCACCCGCAGUGUGUCACCUGGGACUACUCGAGGACGGAUGCUGGCUUGGGAAACUGGGACACGGAGAGCUGCCAAACCCUGGAGACCCUCCCGGCGCACACCAAGUGCCAGUGCCGCCAGCUCGCCACCUUCGCCGUGCUUGCCCAGCUGCCCAGAGACCUGGCCAUGGACCCCUCGGGGACACCGUCGGUGCCACUGAUGAUCGGCUGCGCCGUGUCCUGCAUGGCCCUGCUGACCCUGCUGGUGAUCUACGCCGCCUUCUGGAGGUUCAUCAAGUCGGAGCGCUCCAUCAUCCUGCUCAACUUCUGCGUCUCCAUCCUGGCUUCCAACAUCCUCAUCCUCGUGGGCCAGUCCCAGAUGCUCAGCAAGGGCGUGUGCACCAUGACCGCCGCCUUCCUCCACUUCUUCUUCCUCUCGUCCUUCUGCUGGGUGCUGACCGAGGCCUGGCAGUCCUACCUGGCGGUGAUCGGCCGGAUCCGGACACGCCUGGUCAGGAAACGCUUCCUGUGCUUGGGAUGGGGGUUGCCAGCGCUCGUGGUCGCCGUCUCCGUUGGCUUCACACGGACCAAAGGCUACGGGACAGCGAGCUACUGCUGGCUCUCGCUGGAGGGCGGUUUGCUCUACGCCUUCGUGGGACCCGCUGCUGUCAUCGUGCUGGUGAACAUGCUGGUGGGCAUCAUCGUCUUCAACAAGCUCAUGUCCCGCGACGGCAUUUCAGAUAAGUCCAAAAAGCAGCGAGCUGGCUCCAAGCCCCCCCCGUGCGGCAGCCUGCUGCUGAAAUGCACCAAGUGCGGCGUGGUGUCCAGCGCGGCCAUGACCUCCGCCACCGCCAGCAGUGCCAUGGCAUCGCUGUGGAGCUCCUGCGUGGUCCUGCCUCUGCUGGCGCUGACCUGGAUGUCGGCCGUGCUCGCCAUGACCGACCGGCGCUCCAUCCUCUUCCAGGUCCUCUUCGCCGUCUUCAACUCCGUCCAGGGCUUCGUCAUCAUCACCGUGCACGGCUUCCUGCGCCGAGAGGUCCAGGACGUGGUCAAGUGUCAGAUGGGGGGGUGCAGGAGCGAGGAGAAUGAGAACUCGCCCGACUCCUGCAAGAACGGGCAGGUGCAGAUCCUGACAGAUUUUGAAAAGGACGUUGACCUGGCAUGUCAGACAGUGCUGUUCAAAGAGGUGAACACCUGCAACCCCGCCACCAUCACGGGCACCUUGUCCCGCAUCUCCCUGGACGGAGACGAAGACCCCAAGCUCAACACCAGCUCGGAGGGCGGCCUGGGCUUCUCCAGCCUGCCCGGGAACAUCCCGCCCGCCAGCAUCCUGGUGCAGGUGCCCAAGAUGACACCGAAUGUGGUGGCGGGUCUGACCGAGCUGGGCGAGCCGCCGGCACAGCAGCUCAGCCUGGAGGCGCCGGGUCCCGUUUACCUGUGCACCGAGAGCAGCCUGAGGCCCCUGGAAUACGGCUGGAUCCGGGCUCCCGAGCCCCCCCGAGAGAGCGAUUACAUGAUGCUGCCCCGGCGCACCGGCAGCCUCAAGCCCUUCAAGCCCCGGGAGGAGGGAACGCUCGGUCCUGGCGCGGAGGAGGCGGUGCCCGGCGGGACGGGGCGCCCGGCGGCCGAAGGGGAAGCCUACCCCGGCUUUGUGGCCGUGGAUCACGUCAAUGUGAACCUCAACCAGCCCUACGCCACGGUGAAGGCGCCCUACGGCCUCCAGUUCAAGCAGCACCCCACAGUGAGGCAGAUCCUGGCCUCGGAGCUGUCGGAGCGCAGCCGCACCAUGCCCCGCACCGUGCCCGGCUCUGCCAUGAAAGUGGGGUCCCUGGAGAGGAAGAGGUUGCGGUACUCUGACCUGGACUUCGAGAAGGUGAUGCACACACGGAAACGCCACUCCGAGCUCUACCACGAGCUCAACCAGAAAUUCCACACGCUGGACCGGUACCGGGCUCCGUCCACCGGCUCCUCCAAGCGAGAAAAGCGGUGGAGCGUCUCCUCGGGCGGCGGGGACAAGAGCACGGCCAACGAUGUGACCAGCCCCGAGGAGCAGCGGCCGAAGGCUCCGGCCGCACCGCCCAAGCCAUGGAGCACGUUCAAGGCGAUGACGCUGGGCUCGCUGCCCAGCGCCCAGCGGGACCGGCUGGAGCUGUGCAGGGCAGACUGGGACAGCCCCUGCGCCGGCCUGGACGCUGCCGACGGCGAUUUCCAGACGGAGGUGUGAGCCCCGGAGGUGUGAGCCCCGCGCCCGCCGCCGCCGCCGCCGCCCCGUGCACGGCGGCCCCGCUGGGUUUGCUCCGAGCUCCGGGGCAGCCGGGGGGUCCCUGUCCCCCGGGAGAGCCGCCUCCCGCUCGUCCUCGCGCGGUUCCUCCUCCUGCCACCCCCAGGACGCGGGUGUGGAGGGGACCCGCGCCGUCUCCACCCCCUCUCCCCAAAAUGCUCACCCACGCUCACGCCUGCACCCCAACCCCCGGGGCAGGACCGGCCCGUGGAGGCCCUCAGACCUUUGUUCUUUUCUACCGGGAUGUUUCUUCACGCCGUGCACCGUGUGCACGCGCGCGGCCGCCCCCCGGGACCCCCCCCAAAAAACCCCGGGAGCCCCGCGGCCGCCCCCUCCCAGCCCUCCCCACCGUU